Messenger RNA from Olea europaea var. sylvestris, 3380 nucleotides. RefSeq names its product L-arabinokinase-like. Bases 252 to 3155 code for a protein of 967 amino acids. The record is from RefSeq and is a predicted model, not a curated record. The transcript is spliced from 28 exons. NCBI's taxonomy places the organism in Eukaryota, Viridiplantae, Streptophyta, Magnoliopsida, Lamiales, Oleaceae.
ACCAUACUCUCCCGCGCUUGUUCCGAUGAGUAUUUUAGUGCAGUUCGAACUACUUUUCAAGAUUUACUCGUAUUUAAUCUAAAUCUAAAACUCUUAAUGACGAAUUGACGAUAAAUGUGUGUGUAUAUAUAUCUGUAGCUGGAUCCGCGCUGGAUUUGGAUAAAUCAACCCCCUUAUUUUCUCCAUCCCAUUUACAACCUACAAUUUACGCCUCGGAACUGCAAAAUUUGACUUAAGAAGAAGAACACGGAAUGGAAUCGCCCAAGAAGCCUCUUGUAUUUGCCUACUAUGUUACCGGGCAUGGAUUUGGCCAUGCCACUCGUGUUGUUGAGGUUGUUCGUAAUCUCAUUCAAGUUGGACAUGAUGUUCAUGUGGUUACCGCUGCUCCUGACUACGUUUUCACUACUGAAAUACAGUCACCUAGACUCUUCAUCCGGAAGGUGCUAUUGGAUUGUGGAGCUGUUCAAGCAGAUGCCUUGACUGUUGACCGUCUUGCCUCACUGGAAAAGUAUGUCCAGACUGCUGUAGUCCCUCGGGCUUCUAUUUUGGCCACAGAAAUUGAAUGGCUGAAAUAUAUCAAGGCUGAUUUAGUGGUUUCAGAUGUUGUUCCUGUUGCAUGCCGAGCAGCUGCAGAUGCUGGAAUUCGUUCUGUUUGUGUGUCGAACUUCAGUUGGGAUUUCAUCUACGCAGAAUAUGUCAUGGUGACUGGAUACCACAGUCGCAAUAUCGUUUUGCAGAUCGCUGAAGAUUAUUCUCAUUCUGAGUUUCUAAUACGUCUUCCAGGAUACUGCCCAAUGCCUGCUUUUCGUGAUACUGUUGAUGUGCCUCUUGUUGUGAGGAGAUUACACAAGAAUCGAGCAGAGGUUAGGAAAGAGCUUGGAAUUAAGGAAGACGUCAAAAUUCUUAUAUAUAAUUUUGGUGGACAGCCAGCUGGAUGGAAGAUAAAGAAGGAAUAUCUACCUGAUGGAUGGAUAUGCUUGGUCUGUGGAGCUUCAGAAGGGCAAGAGCUUCCUGAAAACUUUAUGAAGCUUCCAAAAGAUGUUUAUACACCUGAUGUAAUUGCUGCUUCAGACUGCAUGAUUGGUAAAAUUGGAUAUGGCACAGCAAGUGAAGCUUUGGCAUACAAGGUUCCUUUCAUCUUUAUACGCAGAGAUUAUUUUAAUGAAGAACCAUUUGUGAGGAACAUGCUUGAGCGCUUUCAAUGUGGUGUGGAGAUGAUUAGGAGAGAUUUGCUUACUGGGCAUUGGACUCCGUAUAUUGAACGGGCUGUUACUUUGAAACCUUGCUAUGAGGCAGGCACCAAUGGUGGUGAGGUGGCUGCUAAAAUACUUCAGGAUACAGCUUUUGGAAAGGAUCAUGCUCCAUCUAAGCUUAGUGGGCCAAGGAGGUUGCGAGAUGCCAUUGUCCUUGGGUAUCAGCUUCAGAGAGUUCCUGGGAAAGACAUAGCUGUGCCAGAGUGGUAUACACAUGCACAAAAUGAACUAAAUAUCCGCACUCCAUCGCCAGAUAAUAAUGUUAUCCUGAGUAGCUCCUUUACAAAAGAAUUUGAGGACUUAGAAAUUCUGCAUGGAGAUCAUCAUGGUCUUUCAGAUACAAUAGCGUUCUUGAAGAAUUUGACAGAACUGCAUGACUUAAACAACCCUGGAAAUAGAAGUAUGCAACACUCACGUGAGCAGCUUGCAGCUGCUGCACUGUUUAACUGGGAGGAUGAGAUAUUUGUUGCCAGAGCACCUGGGAGGUUAGACGUAAUGGGAGGAAUUGCAGACUAUUCAGGAAGUCUAGUCCUGCAGAUGCCCAUUAGAGAGGCAUGCCAUGUUGCCAUUCAACGGAAUCAUCCAAGUAAACACAAGUUGUGGAAACACACUCAGGCCAGGCAGCAUACUAAAGAACGGGGCCCAAUACCUGUACUUCAAAUAGUAUCAUUUGGCUCAGAACUGAGUAACCGAGCACCCACAUUUGACAUGGACUUGUAUGAUUUUAUGGAUGGUGAGCAGCCGAUUUCUUACGAGAAAGCAUAUCAGUACUUUGCUGCAAACCCAUCGCAAAAGUGGGCAGCAUAUAUCGCUGGCACGAUUCUGGUAUUGAUGACUGAGUUGGGCGUUCGGUUUGAGGACAGUAUCAGCAUACUGGUACGAUUUCCAUCCUUUCUUGCAGGAUUGGAUAUUGCCCCAAGGGAUCUUGCUUUGCUUUGCCAAAAGGUGGAAAAUCAUGUUGUGGGUGCUCCUUGUGGAGUGAUGGAUCAAAUGGCUUCUGCAUGUGGUGAAUCAAACAAACUUCUUGCAAUGGUGUGUCAGCCUGCUGAGGUACUAGGACUCGUGGACAUCCCACCUCAUAUACGAUUUUGGGGUAUUGAUUCUGGUAUACGACACAGUGUUGGCGGUGCAGAUUAUGGAUCCGUGAGAAUAGGUGCCUUCAUGGGUAGGAAGAUAAUAAAGUCCAUGGCAUCUGAGUGUUUGAAAUCCUUAUUAUCAAACAACACCACUUCACAGCCAGUCAAUGGGGUGAACUCCUGUGAAAUGGAGGGUAAUGGCAUGAAUUUGCUCGAAAAUGAGGCUUCAUUGGAUUAUUUGUGCAAUCUGUCACCUCACCGAUACGAGGCAUCUUAUGUGAAUAGGCUUCCGGAGAUUCUACACGGCAAUGAUUUUGCGGCAAAUUAUGUUCAUCAUGAUGAUUCAGUAACAGUAAUUGAUAAAAAGCACAAUUAUGCAGUAAGAGCGCCUACCAGACAUCCCAUUUAUGAGAACUUCCGAGUCAAGGCUUUCAAGGGAUUAUUGUCUGCGGCUUCUUCGGACGAUCAACUUUCUGCUUUAGGAGAACUUAUGUAUCAGUGUCAUUACAGCUACAGUGCUUGUGGACUUGGGUCACACGGGACAGAUAAGCUGGUAGAACUGGUACAGGAAAUCCAGCACGGGAAACUCUCAAAGUUCGAAAAUGGAACUUUAUACGGGGCAAAGAUUACUGGUGGAGGUUCUGGCGGAACAGUUUGUGUUAUCGGCAGGAAUCGUUUAAGAAGCAGCGAACAAAUUCUCAAGAUUCAGCAGAAGUACAAAGCUGCCACUGGUUUUUUGCCAUUUGUGUUCGAAGGUUCUUCGCCCGGUGCUGGAAAGUUUGGCUAUCUGAAAAUACGCCUCUGGUCAGGCUCACAGCUUAAAUAAUUUCCAAAAAUAAAGGUGACUUUUAAGACGAGAGAGAGGCAUAAAAAAUAUAGUAACCUUUUGCAACAAAUAGACAUUAGAAGUCCAAUUAUUGGUUUUUCAUUCUCAUUGGAGAGAGGAAAUACAUUUCAUCUUCAUGUCCCUAAUAAUGUGUUUGGGUCAUGGAAUAAAUAAAUUUGUAUCUAAUCAUCAAGAUGAACUAAUUGAACAUCAUUUUAAGACUCA